Molecule: messenger RNA, 2151 nt
Organism: Suncus etruscus (white-toothed pygmy shrew)
Lineage: Eukaryota; Metazoa; Chordata; Mammalia; Eulipotyphla; Soricidae
Product: endogenous retrovirus group K member 5 Gag polyprotein-like
Exons: 1
Coding region: 1-2151 (716 amino acids)
Biological process (GO): viral process
Molecular function (GO): structural molecule activity; nucleic acid binding; zinc ion binding
Source: RefSeq, a predicted model, not a curated record
AUGGGUAUAACGCUAAGUACUGAACUUAAAAUCAUUAAAGAGAUACAGUCUGAAUUAAAAAGCAGACACGUAGAGGUUACCAAAAAAGAUAUUUGUAAUUUCUUAAUUUUUAUCCAUAAUGUAUGUCCGUGGUUUGUGAUUACUUGUCCAGAAAUUGUUGCGUCCACUUGGGAUAAAAUAGGAAACGAACUGAGUGCUCAUUUUACGGUUAACAAGGAACCCGAAACAGAGAAAAUUAUAUUACAAUAUUGGAGCCUGCUGCGUGACAUCAUUGUAGCUAAAAAUACUGAGGAAAAUGCCAAAGAAAUUGUUUGCGCUGCCGAAACUCAUCUCGAGCAAGUUUCCCGUGAGUGUUCUAGGCCUGCCACCCGUUCGAAUUCCCUAUCCCAACUCUCAUCUCCCUCCUCUUCAGCUCCCGCCGCCACUGCGGCGGUGCCUGAGACGAUUAACCCUUCCCUCGCCUCUAUGCUCCAGACUGCUCUCAGAGACCUUUCAGGCGUCUCCCGCCUCUAUCCCUCCCUGGCUUCAGCUCCGCCCCAGCAACCCGACCUGACAGACGCUCUAGCCCCAAGGGAGAAAGCAGCUCUCUGCCAUGAUUCUUCCACUACAAAACCUCCACCUUACGCUGUUCCUGCCCCCCCAUGUCUUUCAUCUUUACCUCCUCCUCCUACCGCCCUAGACACUCAGCUCACCACAAUUACCUCCUUGAUCUCCCAACUAGCUCAUGAAGUCCAUAAAAUAAAUCCAACUUCACAAUCCCUUUUCCCUGUUCUCCUUCCUAAUGGAGAAAGCCUUCCUCCACCCCCCUCUCAACAACCCCCACCGCUCCACACUUACCGCCCCCCCCCCCCGCCGCCCGCAGGCCCCCGCACCCGCGCGCGGGUGCGGCGUGAGCGCGAGGCGCAGGCGGCCGCGGGAGCUGCGGCUCAGGCUCAGGCAGAGGCCGCCGUGGAUUCGGGCUCUCAACACUCAGAUUCGGACGGAGAGGAAGCCCAACCCAGCAACAACAGACCUCCGGAGGGUGAGAUAAAUUUCCGUUACGAGGCGAUUAAUAAAAGGGACCUCAAUGAACUGCUUCAGGCAGUUAAGAAUUACGGUGCCCAAGCCUCCUAUACUAUAUCUUGUCUUGAAUCGCUGGGAAAUGGUGGUGCCCUUUUACCCUAUGAAUGGAAACGUGUUGUCUCCAACGCGCUCCCGCGUAAGCUCUAUUUGCUCUGGGAGACUGACUUUUAUAGGACCUGUCGAGAUCUAGCUCGGGGAGAUAAAACCUGCCGGUUUAUGCUUUCCGGCUCUCCCCCAUAUGAUUCUACACAGCAGCAACGCUCAUUGCCCCUUGAUUAUCUAAUAAAUACAGGUUUUGCCGCUAUGAAAGCAUGGCGAGCUUUGCCCAAGGAAGGCGAUGCAAAUGCCCCUCUUGGCCAAAUCACACAGGGACCAGACGAACCCUAUAAUGCGUUCAUCAGUCGCCUCCUAGAGGCCGUAGAGAGAAUUGCAGGCUCCUCUCCCUCUGAAAUGACAAAUACCUUAGUCAGGCAACUCGCUUAUGAGAAUGCCAAUGCUUCUUGCAAGGCCCUCUUAAAGGGACGCAUGGCUAACAAAACCAUUCACGAUAUGAUUGACCUUUGCCGUGAUGUUGAUCCCUUUGCCCACCGAGUUGCCCAUGCUAUGGCUGUCAUUCAAAACCAAUCCUCAGGCAAAGUCUGUUAUUCGUGUGGACAAGCUGGACAUUUUGUUUCUCAAUGCCCUCAGCGCUUAGCCCCUGUCAUGCAGACAGGUACAGCUAACCCCCGCCCUCCAUUUUGUCCACGCUGCCGCCGUGGCCGCCAUUGGGUGGCGGAGUGCCAUGCCACUAAGGACAUAGAUGGCAAUCCCCUGCAGCCUAACCACCGCCUUUCGGGUCAGGGAAAAUCCACCAGGGGCCAGCUCCGGGCCCCGCGCCGCCAAUUUCAACGCUUUGUUCCGGCUUCGGAGCCCAGCCAGCCGGUCCAACCCACCCCAGCUCCCCAGGCAUAUUACCAGCAGCAACAGCAGCCUUGCCAGCAUCAGCCACUAGUCCCCCCCUCAAUGCUCCCACCUCAGCAGCCUCCCUUAUCAGGGCAACCCCGGGGAGCGCAGGACUGGACCUGUACCCCGCCUCCCCACACGUAUUAA